Morone saxatilis (striped sea-bass) is the source of this 2390-nucleotide messenger RNA. It is a transcript of the gene preb, whose product is annotated as prolactin regulatory element binding. Lineage: Eukaryota; Metazoa; Chordata; Actinopteri; Moronidae. Gene Ontology annotation, cellular component: endoplasmic reticulum membrane. Bases 109 to 1419 code for a protein of 436 amino acids. The record is from RefSeq and is a predicted model, not a curated record. The transcript has 10 exons. Gene Ontology annotation, molecular function: protein binding; GTPase activator activity; guanyl-nucleotide exchange factor activity. Gene Ontology annotation, biological process: protein secretion.
GGCGUUCGUGUGGUUGACGUCAUGACGCCUGCGGACGCGCUGCUGACGUGUAGGUGUGCUUGAAUGCAGCGCUUUUAUGAAGAAGUGUGAGUGACUUGCACGACAACCAUGGGGAAGAGGAGGGUGCCAGAUCUCUACAGAGCCCCCUUUCCCUUGUACUCCAUUAAAGUGGACCCUAAAACAGGGCUGGUGAUCACAGCAGGAGGAGGAGGGGCUUCCAAGACGGGCAUAAAGAAUGCUGUGCAAUUCCUGGAUCUGCAGCUGGUUGGAGAGCACCAGUACAGUGCCAGUCUCCUUCACUCUCAUGAUACUGAAACACGCGCCACCAUGAACAUGGCUGUGGGUAACGGCGUGAUAGCUGCAGGACAGGACGGGACCUGCUGUCUGAUGAGCUUUAAACCGUGCACACAGAAAGAAGGAGGAAAAGCUGCUAAAGACGUGUGUCAUUGUGCAGGAGGGAACAGCGUGCAGCAGGGUAAUGCCAGGCGGCGAGCUGGCAAAGGAGACAAAGGUGAACAGGACGGAGCUGCAGCGUCCGGAGAUAUGUCAGAUAUGAAGGAUGAGACGGCUCACAUUUCUGUCACUGGUUUGGCUGAAGUUCAGUCAGACCUGAACCCUCAGGACCCACUCCAGAAAGUGGUCAGGUUCAGUCCUGACCUGAGCCUGCUGCUGACAGGAGGCACAGACGGACAUGUCCGAGUCUGGGAGUUUCCUUCCCUGAAGAAAAAGUUUGACUUCAAAGCACAUGAAGGGGAGAUUGAAGACUUGGAUAUGAGUCCAGGGAACAAGCAUCUGGUGACUGUUGGUCGGGACUUUGCCUGCAGUGUAUGGAGUGGCAACCAGUUGGCUAUGGGUCUUAAAUGGCUUGAAACCAUGCCUCAAAUAGCUGAGAAGAGUUAUCGAUAUAUGGCUUGCAGGUUUGGAAAAGUAGAAGACCAAAAAGACGCUCUGAGGCUUUACACAGUCCAGAUCCCCCAUAAACGAGACAGAAAACCUCCUCCUUGCUACCUCACUAAGUGGGAUGGCAAGAGCUUCCUACCCAUGCUGACGGCUCCGUGUGGCACAGAAGUCAUCUCCACUUUGGCUGUCAGUGACUCUGGAACAUUUCUUGGCCUUGGAACUGUGACAGGAUCGGUUGCUAUCUACAUCGCUUUCUCCCUACAGAAGCUGUAUUAUGUCCAGGAGUCCCAUGGCAUUGUUGUGACAGACCUGGCCUUCCUGCCCAACUCGCUGAAAGGCAAAAAUAUCAAAGGGAAUAAUGAAACAGCCAUGUUCAGUGUAGCUGUGGACAGCCGCUGUCAAGUACACACUGUCCCAAACCGAAGUUCCUUUCCUAUCUGGCUGGUGCUCUUCUUCUGUGGCCUCAUGGUGGUGGGACUCGUCCUACUACUACAGUACCUCUUUCCAGGAUUUAUUUAAAUCAUGCAAGUCUUAUUACAGGUCAGGUUGAUGGAGCUUGGACACCAUCUCUUCACAUGACUUACUUUGCCACUGUCAACAUCAGCAGUCCUCAGUGUAACAUCCAAACCUGCAGCACCACAACUCCCAGCUGAGCCCAUAAAGGAUUUUCCAGCUGCAGUGCUGACUCUGAAAAGCUUUUAUGGCACCCUGAUGUUGUCUCCACUCAGCUCUUACUCAGGGUUGUUCUUCUCAGACCUGUAAACCCAGUGGAAUCAAACAGGACAGACUGGGGGAUUUUUAUUUGCUUUGAUCUCUAUGAAUUAUUCUUAUUUCUUUUUUGGAUUCAUGAUGAAGGGCUCAGGUUCCUGAAUGUUUAAAGGGGGGGGAUCUUUUUAUUGACAUAUUUAAAAAACAAUGUAAAAAAUAUAUAAAUGAUUGGCACAUAAUGUGUCUGAUUUUGUUUUCUGUAUACACAUAGAUGCUUUGAAUUCUCUUUUGAUGUGUUUUUCCAUUUCAUCCACUUGUGGGCAGCAGAGAUCAGCCUCUGGUAAAGACAGUGCCAGUGAAGAUGAAAUGUUAAAACAUCUAUUUGUACAUUAAUUUCUCAAAUUAGACAUACAGCUACAUGUUUCAACUAUGACCGGGUUGCCCAGUGUUAAGUAAAUAUUUCAACAGAAAUGGAGAAUCAGUUGAUAUUAGUACAAGAAACUAGAUGUGGGAAAAUAUAAGUGAAGUUGCUUUAAGCAUAUAAGAAGCAGGGGGUCUGUGUAAACUUAAUGAUAAUGUUAUUUUUACUUGAGCGAAAGCUUGAUAUUACUUUCUUUUAUGAAGGUUGUCACCUUUAAUUUUAUUUAAACACUGUCUGCAGAUAUGUUUCCCAGCAGAUGUACAAAAAUGUGAAUGAAUUUUUAAAUGAUGCCAAUAUUACUGUAACCAACUUGGUGAAAUGAUAGAGGAAAUAAAAUAUUAAGAACGGUAGCUAAAAAACA